Molecule: messenger RNA, 1346 nt
Organism: Rhagoletis zephyria (snowberry fruit fly)
Lineage: Eukaryota; Metazoa; Arthropoda; Insecta; Diptera; Tephritidae
Product: peptidoglycan-recognition protein LB-like
Biological process (GO): peptidoglycan catabolic process; innate immune response
Molecular function (GO): zinc ion binding; peptidoglycan binding; N-acetylmuramoyl-L-alanine amidase activity
Source: RefSeq, a predicted model, not a curated record
CCUGUUGCCUUGUUAUUGUUUUUGUAACCUCCAAUAUCAUUGCUGGUGUUGUUAUUGCAUCCAUUCGCUGACCGGCAACAGCGCGCCAUUGUUGCUGUUGCUGUUGCUGUUGGCCGCAAUGUUUGUGUUCUUUGCGAGUUUUUUUUCGUAUACUUAUCGCAAAAAAAAAACUCUCAGCCAUCGGACUUCGAGUGCGGCACGUUAGGGUGUUAGUUGGGAGAUAGCGAUUAUACAGUUAAGCGCACAUCGCAAAGGUGCUCGAAGCGAGUGUACGUACGGACGUCGAAGUGGGUUGGCUGGCUAUCAUCAAUUGAGACAUUCGAGUGGCGGAAGAACGCAGGCCACCACCAAAACGAACCGGAAAAUCGGAAAAGCAAAUAGAAAUCGCAGUCGAAAAGUUAGCAACAUCCGCAAAAAAAAAAACGCGUAAUCGAACAAAUAUUAUUUCUUGCCAACAAGAAAUCUGUUUACUUUGAUUUUGUAUAGCUGCCACGGAGAUUAAAUGAAACGUUCCGGCAAAAAUUGUUUUGACAAAAAAUUACCGUAAAAUUAAUCAAACGAGCUGUGCAAAUCGACCCGAGAAAAUCGAAGAGAAAGGAGAAAUAAUUAAAAAAAAUAAAUUCGGUCAGGAGAAAAUUUAUUAGUCGAAGUGAUUUGGUGAAUUGGCGAAUUUGAUGCCAUCGCACAGAAACGAAUUAUUAAAAGUGCAUGCAAAAUAAAAUUAUAAAUUAUGACAGCAUUUGGUUUAUUCCUUUUAUCAAUGUGGGGUUUCGGCCAGGAGAUGCCCGCCACCCGCACCACGCACAUGGUUUCGCGCGCCGACUGGGGUGCGCGCCCAUCAACGCUCGUCGAACACUUCAACGGCCCAGCGCCAUAUGUCAUCAUCCAUCAUUCGUACAUGCCGAGCGCCUGUUACACGUCCGGCGACUGCAUCAAAGCGAUGCGCUCCAUGCAGGAUUUCCAUCAGCAGACGCGCGGUUGGAAUGACAUUGGCUAUAGUUUUGCGAUCGGAGGCGAUGGCUUGAUUUAUGUGGGACGUGGUUUCAAUGUGAUUGGUGCGCAUGCGCCCAAGUACAAUGACAAGAGUGUUGGCAUUGUCCUGAUUGGCGAUUGGCGUACUGAACUGCCCCCACCACAAAUGCUGGAAGCGACCAAAUCGUUGAUCGAAUUUGGCGUAGAAAAAGCUUACAUCCAUCCACAAUACAAGCUGCUGGGGCAUAAGCAGGUGCGUGACACCGAAUGUCCCGGAGCCAGACUGUUUGACGAAAUUUCAUCGUGGCCACAUUUUGUAAUCAAUCCCAACAAUGGAACGGAUAAUGAUAUAUUAAAGUGAGGAGGACGUCGAA